CCACCAUAUGUUUAAGAGACAGGAAUGAGGUUUCUAAAGCAGUUUCCUGUAUUGAAGACUUUUCCUUAGUUUUGGGUUUGAAAAUUACUAUCAAUAAGUCAGUCUAUUUCCACGCAAGGACUGUGUUUUACAGGAAGUAUAUGGCAUCCCAAUUAAAGAUAAGAUGAUUUAUCUUGGAAUUGUUAUAUGCAAGGAUGAAUAACAAAUGAGUGAAUUGAACUUUAACCCCAUUAAUGAGAAAACAAAGAAGAAAUUGAACUUGAUGAGAGAUAUUUCGUUAUAUGGUCGGGUUUUAUUAUCCAAAGCUGAAGGGUUAUCCAGAUUGGUUUAUGUCUCGUUAUCACUUGACUUACCCCCUAAAAUUGUAAAGGACUUAGAUUAGAUUCUUUAUCAUUUUAUUUGGAGGAACAAGCCUGACUAUCUACAGAAAUAUAUUCUCACUAAUACCCAAGAACAAAGAGGUCUUGAGGUUCUAGAUUUCAAUACUCUAAAUAAUACUUUUAAAAUGAAUUGGAUUCUGAAGUAUGAACCAGAACAGUAUCUGGAAUGUCUUCCCUAAGUAUUUAUUUGACUCUGGUGGUGGUUUAGAAUUUUUGCUUCAUUGUAAUUUUGAUGUUGAUAAAAUCCCAGUAAAGUUGGCCAAAUUCUAUUAAGCAGGCAAUUUUAGCUUGGAUGUUAGCAAAUCAACACAAUUUUAUAUGGAACAACAAAGAUGUACGAUUUACGAUUCAUAACUGGUUUGAGAAUAAAAUUAUUUUGGUUGGUCAGUUACUGAAUGAGGAUGGAUAUCUACUCUCAUAUGGGGCAUUUCUUGAUAAGUUUAAAAUUCCAAUAACCCCCAAAUAAUAUGCAAUAGUUUUUGAUGCAAUUCCAAGGGGUGUUGUAUCUCUUUUAAAUUCCUCUGUGGUUGAUGUAAGUAACAUAGAUUUACAUGAAAAUAUAUUAAUUGGAAAUAUUAUCAUCAAAGAUAAAUGUUGUAAUAAACAGAUUAGGGAAUAUUGUUUGUGAUACUACAAUUCCCUCAGCAAGAUUAUUUUGGUCAGAUAUCUAUGGUGAUAUAGAAUGGGGGAAUUCAUGGAAAAUUGCUAACAAAUAUUGUAUCAGUAACAAAGUUUCAUUUAAAAUGUUACAUAGCAUUUAUCCUGUGAAACAUGUUUUGGAAAGAUUCAAGCUGAAUAUUGAAUAUAACUGUGAUUUCUGUGGAAUGGAGAAGGAGACCAUUUUGCAUUUGCUUUUUGCCUGUAUUUAUAGUAGAAUGCUUUGGAUUUGACAUACAGAUUAUUAUUAUUAUUAUUUAAUAGAACCAGUUGUACUAUUUAAUCGUUUUGAUAUAAUGAUUUAUUUGAGAAAUUCUGACAUAAAGAUGUAGUAUAUUUAAUCAAACUGCUAAUAAUACUAGGUAUAUUUCACAUUCACACAUGCAAAUAGUCUAAUUCAAAACCUAACUUUUUCACUUUAUACAUGAGUUUAAACAAUAUGGCACUACAAAAAGGCAAUUAAAACUUCUUGUAUUUUUAAUUAAUAUGAUUUGUUUGUUUAGGAUUCCUGGCAAUGUAAAUAGUUUGUUUGUAUGCUUGUUUGCAUGUGUGACUAUUCCUCUUUUUUUUUGUUGAUAAAUGUUAAUAAAAAUUGUUUUGCAAAUGUGUUAACAUUUUUAAAAAACGCCCAUGAUUGUAGCGCUGACUAGUGGGCUUGUGCCGCGACUGCAUUUCUGGUUGGAACGUUACGUCGUUACGUAGCGUAGCGACGCCGGACUACGUGGGUUGUUUUUUUUAACGUGUGGGUUAGCUUGCUAUCGAAGAAUAAAGUGACCAGUAUAAAAGUUAUCUAAAGGAAGCAAUUUCCACCGUCGGGUUUCAUGAUGGCUUUGCAGGGCUCUGAGGAGAUAGAGGAGCAACUCGCAGAGCCUGAAGAGGUUGGAGACGAGGAUGUGAGCAUCUCUCCAGCUGAAGAAAUAACAUUAACCGUCGGGCCUGGAGGAGAGGAGGACACGGAGCCGCUUCUCCUCCCGUGGGAUCGCUUCUCUGCCUGGCUACACUGUAUCUGUGUCGUCGGGUUUGAUCUAGAACUCGGCCAGGCGGUGGAGGUCAUCUACCCACACCAUUCAAAACUAUCCGAGAAGGAGAAAACAAGUAUCUGCUACUUGUCAUUCCCAGACUCCAACUCAGGUUGUCUAGGCGACACACAGUUCUGCUUCCGUUUCCGCCAGGCCUCAGGCAGGAAGUCUUCCCUGGGAUGUUUUCUGGACCAGUUUGACCGUGACGCCCCAGUCUGCUUGAAGAGGGACCAAGGCCAUUACUAUGGUUACGUCUACUUCAGACAAGUCCGGGACAAGUCACUCAAGAGGGGUUACUUUCAGAAGUCCCUGGUCCUCAUCAGCAAGCUUCCUUAUGUCACGUUCUUCCACUCCCUGCUGAAGCUCGUCGCUCCAGAGUACUUUGAGAAGCAGGAGCCGUGUCUGGAGGCUGCCUGCAACGACAUCGACCGCUGGCCCACUCCUCAUCCAGGGAAAAUAUUGGUCCUCCCUAUAAUGGGUACUGUUAUGAAGGUUCGGAUCCCAACAUGUUACGACAAGCCUGGAACCUCUCAGCUGGUACAGUCCACACAGAAUGACAACCUGGUGUCCAUAGUCCUCCCCACGGUCCACGAGGUAGACUUGUUCACGUGUUUCCACCCAGUCUUCUUCCACAUUCAGAUGUUAUGGGAGCUGGUGUUGCUAGGAGAGGCUCUGGUUGUCAUGGCACCAUCACCGGCAGAAUCUUCCGACACUGUUCUGGCAUUGGUCAGCUGCAUCUCUCCACUGCGCUACUGCAGUGACUUCAGACCGUACUUCACCAUCCACGACAGCGAGUUUAAAGAGUACACCACCAGAACACAGGCUCCGCCAUCUGUGAUUCUUGGCGUGACCAACCCGUUCUUUGCGAAGACCCUCCAACACUGGCCUCACAUCAUCCGUAUUGGAGACAUGAAGCAGGCUGGAGAGACUGUCAAGCAGAUGAAGGUCAAGAAGCUGAAGAACCUGAAGACUCUGGACUCUAAGCCAGGUGUCUACAGCGCGUACAAGCCCUUCCUCAACAAAGAUGAGGAUAUCAUUAAACAACUGCAGAAGGGUGUCCAACAGAAACGUCCCUCGGCGGCACAGAAUGCCAUCCUACGACGGUACUUCCUGGAGCUGACGCAGAGCUUCAUCAUUCCACUGGAGCGCUAUGUGGCCAGUCUGAUGCCUCUACAGAAGAACAUCUCUCCUUGGAAGAGUCCUCCACAGCUGAGACCCUUCCUCCAGGAGGACUUUAUGAAGACUCUGGAGAAGGCAGGUCCUCAGCUCACCUCACCACUCAAAGGAGACUGGAUGGGACUCUACAGACAGUUCCUGAGGUGUCCAAACUUUGACGGCUGGUUCAGGAAUCGCAGGAGAGAGAUGAUGAAGAAACUAGAGGCCCUUCACCUAGAGGCUGUCUGUGAGGAGGAUCUGCAGGUGCGUGUCCAGCAACACACUGAGGUGGAGACUGUGGACCUCGUUCUCAAACUCAAAGACAAACUGACUCAGGCAGAGAGAGAGCAGCUUCCUCUGAGGCCGGGGACGUUGACUAAACUACAAGCCCACAUCGACUCUGUCAUCCUGUCUUUACCUGAUGAUCUACAGGGAAUCCUGCACAAGCCCUCCACACCCUGACCUCUGACUUCUGACCUCUAACCCCUGACCACUAAUCAUUGACCUAUAACCCCUGGGGGAGGAGGAAGGGAGGCCCAAGGAAGGACUGCUCCAGUCUCAUCAUUGAACUGUGGAGUUCUAAGACUUUUUAUUUGUAUUUAAAGUGCACCUCACCCUUUAAUAUCUGUGUGACUGAGCCACCUCCAACCUCUCUCCACCUUCAUGUGCAAUGCUGGCAUUGCCCCCCACAAAAAAAUCCACUGAUGAUGAUUAAUUAUUCAACCAGUCAGAAUAUAAGAAGACGAGCCAAUUAGUGGUUUAUUCUUCAGAGAUAUAAUGUCUGUGCUGUAGUGAAUCAUGUCUCUGUGACACAAGUCCAUAAAGGUUGACAGGGUUUCUGAAACAGUUUAAUCUGUGUCCGAAAACCAAACCUUUAGUCUAGACUUUUUUUAAACAGCCUUGUUUUGGAUUCUAACUUAACACUGCAGUUACAAUAAAUAAAUAAACUAUAGACAGAU
Oncorhynchus gorbuscha (pink salmon) is the source of this 4170-nucleotide messenger RNA. RefSeq names its product DENN/MADD domain containing 6Aa (gene dennd6a). Gene Ontology annotation, molecular function: guanyl-nucleotide exchange factor activity. The record is from RefSeq and is a predicted model, not a curated record. Gene Ontology annotation, cellular component: recycling endosome. NCBI's taxonomy places the organism in Eukaryota, Metazoa, Chordata, Actinopteri, Salmoniformes, Salmonidae. The transcript is spliced from 18 exons. The coding region runs from base 1859 to 3673 and encodes 604 amino acids.